CGAACCUGCAACUCUAUCAACUUCAAAUUCAUAAUCAAGUCCUUAAACCUUCAAGUUCCCUCAAGAUGCACAUCACAACCGUCAUUGCUGUUGCCCUCGGCAUCGCCACCAGCGUCACCGCUGCCCCGGUCUUGUCGCCUCGCAACACCGUCAUUUAUGCUACGUUCUAUGACGACAACGCCUGCACUCAAAACCCAGGCGAGGCUGUCAGCUGCAACAACCCGGGAUGCUUGAACGAAAAUGGCCGUCACUCCAUCUAUUUCCAGAAGGCUUCUACCGACAACAUCUACAACCUGGUCUUCAGCCCCUCCCCUAACUGCCCGUGUCAAAAUCACUGCGAGACUGCCAUCGUCGGACUCAAGUACCUGCCGCGUUGCGAGAGCCUCGACGGUAAACCCAACGCCGAAUCCUUCCGUUUCAUCCAGGGCCGUUGCGAUGCCGACAACUGCUAGGAGCUUGUCGAACGACGAAGGUGACAUACUAGCGGUACACCAGAUAUGAAUCGGCGAACGGUCUUGGUGGCAGAUGUUGGGUUACUUGAAAUAGCUCUACCAACAAUGAUUCAU
Molecule: messenger RNA, 566 nt
Organism: Dissoconium aciculare CBS 342.82
Lineage: Eukaryota; Fungi; Ascomycota; Dothideomycetes; Mycosphaerellales; Dissoconiaceae
Exons: 2
Coding region: 66-452 (128 amino acids)
Source: RefSeq, a predicted model, not a curated record